UCUCAGUGUCGCUGCAGCGUUCGUGCUAGUUGUUUCUUGUUGGGAUCAUCAUCUUUUUCGCGUUGUCGUUUCAAAUAUAUAUAUAUAUAUAUAUAUCUUUCGCAGUCCCUCGCGUGUGUUAGUAGUGCAUCAUCCUUUCAAACUUUUCGAUCUAUCGUUCUUCGUUGUUCUAUAUCGAUCAUCGAUUACUCAUUUUAUUAUAUAGAUAUAUCGGAUUAUUCGACUCGUCGUCGUGGGCGAGCACGUGGACGCUCGCUAUCCUUCUCUUUCUUCUCUUAUUCAACUUUGUUUUCCUUUUGGUAUCAUCUUCCCCGAGGAUUGGCCGAUUCAUCGGAUAAGAACAAACUUUCAGCGAUAUUUGGGUGUACGAGAAAAUGCGCGUAAGGUCAAGGUGACGUUGGAGCAUGGAGACCAUGGAAGACAGUGGUGGCCUACGGGUCGAUGCCUCGAGAGGGAACAUCGCACCUGGUUGCUUACCGGUAGCGAGGAAGAAUUGUUUGAAAAUUGUCGAGCCAGGUAUCGACGUUGACACGGUUAAGCAAGAAGAAAGUAGGAGAACAACAACAACCACCACUACCACCAACACCAUAACCACCACCACCACCACCAUUGAGAUGGAUCCAUACAAGGAACUCGAGCUUUACCUUGCAAGAGUAAACGAAGAGAUCGGAGAGAUCAUCGAGUCUGCCCCAUCAACUCCAUUACGUGUCAUCGAGGAACCAAAAUAUCCAAAGCAACAAGAAGAAGAAUCAGUAAAGACAUCAUCAUCUAGUUUGGAUAAUAAUACGGUGAACACUACGUUAUGUUUGCCAACUAUUAGUACUCGUCUCCCAAAACGACAGAAUUCAUUGUCACGAGGGAAUAAAAAAACAAUUAUUGGGGAAGAUAUUGGCGAGUGGUCUAACAAUAUACUUGCCGAAUUUAAUAGCAUAAUAGCUAACGAGAUUAACGAGUUAACCAAAGAACAUUCGAUAAAUUAUUCGGAAAUAAUAAGUAGGGGAGGACAACAAUCAUCGUGUAAUAAAAAAAAGGAAGAUGAACCGAGGAUAAUCAAGUACAAAGAAUUGUUGAACGAGUUUGGUAUAUCGGAUAGCGAAUAUUCCGAUGAAAAUUUAAACAACAAUAAUGAAAUAUUGAUUAACAAUAAUAAUAACGGUAAUAAAGUGAACAACAAAUUUUGGUUUAACAGAGAAAAAAAUAAUACUUAUUACGACGAGGAAGAUUUAUCUAAUGAUAAAGAUAUUUCACGACGUAAAAGUGGAAGUCUACCGGAUAAUUUGGGUAUAGUUAUCGAUCAUCAUCGAUAUAAUAGAUUGAUCAAUGACAAUCAUCAAUCUAACCAGUCCUUAACGAGGAACGUGAAUAAUCAUUGUUCGUGGAGUAAUCGAAACAUAUCUAGUCUACCAACGAGAAUCAAUCGUCCCGGGGUGGAAGAGGACGUUAAAAAUGAACCAAAGAAAAUUGUAGGGUUAAGAAACGUGCCUGACGACGAUGUACCGGUCGUCUUACCUCCGUCCUCCUCUUCCUCAUCAUCAUCGUCAUCAUCAUCAUCAUCAUCAUCAUCUUCUUCUUCUUCUUCAUCGUCAUCGUCAUCAUCAUCUUCAUCAUCUUCUUCUUCUUCUUCAUCUUCUUCUUCAUCGUCAUCAUCAUCUUCCUCAAGAAUAAUCAACGUGGAAGAAUCCAAAAACAAACUUCCACCUCGUCAACGAACGGAUUCCCAUAGGAAACAUAGUCUUCCCUUAACUCCAACGAAUUAUAGGCGUCGUAGAGAUUGCCAGCCGAGGUUUCAAAAAUUUCAACAUACCCAAGACGAUCAAGACAUCGGUAUGGAUCCUGAUUACGAUGACGUAUUCAAUAAAAAAAAUGAUGAUCACGUAAUUGCUGCAAGAUCAAAAUCAUUGGACAACGAUGUACCGAAAUCGGCACCGGUUACUCCAACCGAAGAAAAGAAACCUCCAUUUGGGAAGUUUCUUAAAAGAAUACAGACACCUGUUUAUCACGAAAAUACGAACGACGUUGUACUCGUAAGAGUAUCAUCUUUACCCGAUCAGGAUUUAUUUUUAGGAAAUCGAACGAAGGAUUGUACGUCGACGAAAAAACGUGCCGUUUCACCUUUCACCUUACGUUCGGACAUUUCGGCUAAGAGAUUGUCCGAAUCUGAUAGAGACGUUAGAGAAACAAGUCCGGUUGAUUUGAAGAAAUUUUCUAUAUCUAGGUCAAGGGGUAACGAUGUGGCAGUCGAAUGCGAUCUGCCCGAAAAUAGAAACGAUUCGACGAUUAACGAAAAUAGAAGAAUUGAAAAUGGCGAAGUUAAGAGAAUCAUCGAUGAACAAAACGCAAGAUCGGGAUCGUUGCCAAUCUCUCUGCACUCUCUUUUAUCGAGAAUCAGAAAUGGUUCAGGUUCCUGUUGUUCGAACAGUCCACCAAUGGAAUCAUUUACUUAUUCGGAUAUAGCAACUCAAACAUCGCCACCUAUUUCAAGAAGUUCUAGUUUUACUUGGGUCAGCGAAUGCGAAUCACCGCGAGCGGAAUCGCAAUUGGAUUCGCAGUCGCUGCAAGACGAGAGUACACUAGACCCACCCUCACCUCAAGACACCGUAGACGACGACAACAGAUCAUCAUCCUCCUGUCAAGAUCUUUUGCAAAGUAUGGAUGAGAUUUCAUCGGGUAGUUUGUCACCGGAUGCUGUUGAUAGAGCUUCUCCUCUAGAAAGUGGAAUCGGUACUGCGAGCCCACCCAGAAGUACGGAUCGACGAUUAAACAAACCGUCGACCUCGAACAAGUGUCACCGUAAAGAAACUUGGGAAAGAAUUCGCCGUAGACCAUCUAAAUUGGGCUCGCGUAACGAUAAGAACAAUCAAGACGUUUGGGUAAAACGUGAAAGUGUUCACACGCAAACCAAAGAUCAAGAGGAUCUUUAUAUACAAGAAGUUAUUGACAGUAGCAGCGGAUUGGACGAUUCUUUGCCUCGUGUUAAACCACCCAGACCUACGAAUUUACCAUUAUGUCUGUCUACGACAGCCAGUUCAUUGAGUUCUGGAGAAUUAUUGGAGACCCCACCACGAGCACCUUCUUCCCCAUCGGCAGCCAGUCUGCAGUUGAAACCAGAACCAUUGACGAUAGAAAUGGGCGGAAAAAGCAGCAGCGCGCCGUUGUUGGAAAACAACGACGUUGGAAAUAAUGUAGGAAAGGUUUCGUCGUUGCAGCAGCCACGUUCGCAAUCGGAACGACAACUAUCAGAAAUCGAAGCACAAGAGGCUUGCAAGUGGUUACGUGCUGCUGGUUUUCCUCAAUACGCACAAAUGUACGAGGACUAUCAAUUCCCGAUCGACGUUACGGGAGUGGCAAAGGAUCAUCCCUUUCUCGAAACUGAUUCCUUGCAAAGUCUCUUUCGGCGUUUACAUGCGCUCAAUCGUUGCGCCAAUAUGAAAUUGGACACGCAUCACUCGCAUCAUAGCACGAGCCACAGCAAAAGCGGUGGUGGCGGGGAAGAUUCAGACGAGGAUACGCAAUGCGCAUUGAGCGAGAAUUGGACAUUCGAGAAGAAGACAAGACGAUGGUCUCGGGUAGGUGACGUAACACAAGGAAACGUUGAAAGGUUGCAAGCGAUAGCAGGACAACAGACGUUGCAAUCUGAGGAGGAUUCUCUUCAGGAUCGGCUAGAGGCCGAGGAGGCCGAAGAUACGAUGUUGGAGAACUUGAAAUACGGUAGCCUGCCACCGGGUACGUUGCCGGAGGAGAUCAGUCCGAGAUUUCGCAGGACCGGCUCUGAGAGGCUCCGGGAUGGUGCGAAGGCCAUAUUGAGGAGGGUCGAGUCACUGAAAUCCCGUCGACGUAAGCGUCAGAAUCGUGACGGUGUCGUGAUAAGCGGUCCGCAAGUACUCGACGUGAUGUCGAUGCAACAGAAGAUGAAAGAAUUGAAUUGCGUUGACGUGUCACCAACUGGACCGGCACCGAUCACUUUUAACGAUCACAACAUAUCGAGUUCCUCGCCAGUCCACGUUCCCGGUUCGCCGGUGACCUUGCCACCUUCACCUUAUCAUUUACCACCUUCCCUAUUGGCUAAUGCAACGAGCAGUCCGUUCGGUGAUGAUUCUUCGAGUUACUGCUCGGAUGGUUCGCAAGGAGGUGGUCCGACGCCUACGCCAACGCGUACGAAGAUGAAUCGAGCACGUAGAUUACUUCAUCGUGGUAGAGACGAUCAAGGUGCAUUGAGCGAUUCCGAGUGUCAGCCGACCAGUUGGAGGCAAAGAUAUUUUAGAGACGCCAAUAGUAAUCAUGCAAAAGUAUUGGAAUACGUUGCUGCUCAUCCACAGACACCGAAGGAAUGUUCACCGAAGAAUACGCCUAUCAACACGCGCGGUGGAAGCCUAAAUCUUGGCAAGGAGUCGCAAAGGUUCCGCGAUAAGUUCUGCCAGGGUCAGGAAAGGUUCAAGGAAGACAAGGUAUCAGCGUUGAAGCGGGAGGAUAAAAUGCAGAAAAGUUUCAGGCGUCGUGACGAUUCCCACAGGGAUGAAAAACCUUUGUCGAAGGAUGUAACCGUUUACAGGGACAAAUCGCGCUCGAGAAGUUCCGAGUUGGGGGCUAGUCAAGAAAGCAGUUCCACCGUAGCGAGCAGAGACUCUGAUCAGGAGGAAGAUUCCCCGAGGCACAAGGUCACGGUCGUAAGGUGGCAUAGCUUUCAAAGGGGCUCCCUAUAUCCGGAACCACUCGAUCCUCUUUGUUCUCGUGCUAUGGCUUCGAUGUCCUGCGGACAAUUAUUGGUCCUUAGAAAAUUAGCAUUACUCAAAUUGACAGCUUGCAUGGAACGUUAUUGUCCGACUCAUCGUACUGGAUGGAAUUGGGAGUUACCAAAGUUCAUCAGAAAAAUAAAGACCCCGGAUUACAAAGAUAAAACUGUAUUUGGCGUACCUCUUCUUUUAUCUCUACAAAGAACUGGUCAGGCUCUACCAAAAAGCAUACAAAACGCUCUAAGAUGGAUCAGAACUAAUGCUUUAGAUCAAGUUGGAUUAUUCAGAAAGAGCGGUGUCAGGUCGAGAAUACAAAAGUUAAAAGUCAUGACGGAAACCCAAGGAGAUAGCAUCAAUUUCGACGGUCAACAAGCUUUCGAUGUGGCAGAUCUAGUGAAACAAUACUUCAGGGAAUUACCCGAAGCCUUGUUGACGAACAAACUUUCCGAAACUUUUAUCGCUAUAUUUCAACAUGUUCCAUUGGAAUUACGACCGGACGCAGUACAAUGCGUUCUGUUACUUUUGCCGGACGAACACCGGGAAGCUUUGGAAGCGUUACUAGAUUUCUUGAAUCAUGUCGCAAGCAACUCGGUCUACAAUCAAAUGACAGCCUCGAAUCUGGCCGUGUGCCUGGCACCGAGCCUGUUCCAUUUCAACCACAGUAACACAAACGUGACCAACAGGCCGAGCAGUGUAUCCCCACGUAGGAGAAAGACCGUGGGCAGUCCCGAUCCACGGGAAUUGUCGGAAAACAAAGCAGCGCACGAUUGUCUUCUGUAUCUGGUCAACAUGCAUCGUGAAUUAUUCAUGGUCUCAUCGGAUAUGCUGACACAGUGUCACUUCAAUUACAUGGAAGAAAGCGUUCCAGUCGCCCUCGAUGAACUCGGUUCGGAGCUCAAUCAAGACUGGAGGGGAUAUCUGAAAGCCUGCACGACUGCGUUGUUGAAAGAAGCAUGCGAGAAAAGUCGUGGUUGGGUGAGCGUUAACAAUCCUGCAGAUAGUAGCGUUGAUAUGGCUUACAAAAAAGUUGGCGAUGGUCAUCCUUUGAGACUUUGGCGAGUUUCUACCGAAGUCGAAGCACCACCUAAUGAACUUUUACAUCGUGUUCUUAGAGAAAGACACAUUUGGGAUCAGCAACUUCUCAAAUAUAGAUUGGUCACCGAAUUGGAUAAGAACGUUGAAGUUUUUCAAUAUGCAAUUGGGAAUAUGAGUCCUCUUCCUGCACGGGAUUACUGUGUAUUAAGAUCCUGGCGGAAUGAUCUUCCUAAAGGUGCGUGUGUCAUCGUUGAAACGUCAGUGGAACAUCCAGAUGCCCCGGUUAUGCCUGGUGGAACUCGCGGAAUUGUUUUAGCAUCGCGUUAUCUCAUUGAACCAUGCGGUAGUGGAAAAUCACGUAUCAUGCAUUUGUCUAGGGUCGAUACAAAAGGACGAACACCCGAUUGGUAUAAUAAAAGUUACGGACAUAUCGCAGCACUUCACUUAAGUAAAAUUCGCAAUUCAUUCAAGCAUACUACCGAUGGGCCAGAGACCAAAGUUUGAGAUGAGUAUACCGUGCAGUGUGCAACACUGCACGGUGCUUAUCCGUAUUAUCAAGAAACCGGCAAAACCAUAAAGGAUUCACGUAGAUCUAAUAAUAUUACAAAAUGAACCAUUGAUGAAAGAACUGAUUGAUUUCAUCAUCUUAUUAUAUUUCGAGAUAUAAACGUUGUCAGAAUUAAUAUUAAUACUCGCCGAUCCGAUGUAACAUUGUUUUAAACGUCCUCGUGUUAUAGUUGAAAUGGUCAGAAUAUAUAUUUUUUAGGUAAACAAUUAAUAUAAUAUGUAGGACCAUAUUGAAGAAAAUAUUAGGAUGAAAACAUCGACGUUGCCAAUUAAAUCGAACGAUAUUAAUUAAUGAAAUGGGUUUUAUUGAAGCAUAUCUUUAUUAGAAUUAAUUAGAUGAAUGUUAGAACAACUCAUUGGUGAGUUUUUACAAAUUCUAUGUGUCGUCGAAUUGUUAUGAUGAAAGAAAUGAGAAAAAAAAUUCAGAAAAUAACUCUACGAUAUAUUUUCAGAGGAUGAAAAUAAUAAUGUAGUUUAUAAAUGGCGAUACUUAGAUUCAAAUUGCAUUCGUCGUUGAUGUUUGAUCGUUUUUAGAGAAAUAGUAAUAAAAAAAAAAAGAAAAAAAAAAGAAAUGAAUAUUUUUGUGUACACCGUGUAGUAAAAAAGAGAAAAAG
Messenger RNA from Polistes canadensis, 6946 nucleotides. RefSeq lists its product as uncharacterized. Gene Ontology annotation, biological process: signal transduction; actin cytoskeleton organization; regulation of Rho protein signal transduction. Gene Ontology annotation, molecular function: lipid binding; GTPase activator activity. The record is from RefSeq and is a predicted model, not a curated record. The transcript is spliced from 17 exons. NCBI's taxonomy places the organism in Eukaryota, Metazoa, Arthropoda, Insecta, Hymenoptera, Vespidae. The coding region runs from base 405 to 6269 and encodes 1954 amino acids.